Molecule: messenger RNA, 480 nt
Organism: Anisakis simplex (herring worm)
Lineage: Eukaryota; Metazoa; Nematoda; Chromadorea; Rhabditida; Anisakidae
Source: the annotation of a GenBank genome assembly
AUGACAGUCAGCAUAAAAAGUCGUACGUAUAAACUUAGUAUUAACUAUAUUCUUCUGAUUGAACGUGCGAUCACGGGUGUGCGUGUGAAUGGUAUCGGACCGUUGAUAGCCUCCUCACCAACCACGCAUCACGAUCCCAAUUUAUCCGGUAUCCAACCGAUCGACAUCCAUCAAUAUUCACAAAGUCAAGCAUUAUGGUCGAACAUCGAUAACGGCACCAGUAAUCAAAUACCCGUCGGUCAAAUACGACCAAUCCUACAUAGUAAUGCGUCGUCGAUCACUCAUCACCCUUCCACUAUGCACCCUUCCUAUCCUCAAAUGAUGCCACCAGCAUACACGGACCUAUCGAACGAUGUGAUUAACGCUUAUGGUCUAUCGUCAGCAAGUAAUCAUCAUUAUAAUGUGAAUAUGGAUAAUGAAUUGGAUUUCUCACCUCAGAUUAAUACAUCAGACCUAUCGUCGCCUUCUUGUUCUGAUUGA